AUGGGCCUGCGAGCGAGAAGGCCAACAAUCCCAGAAGGAAUUGGAAUGGGGAUCGCAACUUCUUCGGCAUCGCCGGAGGUGUCAGACCCUGAUGAUCUCGGGAAUGUCAAGCUGGAUCUCAGUCAGUCUCUUCCGCAUGAUGCAUUUGCAAAGACAGGAGAAAUUCCUGCAUCACUCCCUCAUCACAUUCCUCACUGCACUUCGCUGGACCUCAGCCACAAUCACAUUUACUCUUUGCCCGAUUCCAUUUGCCUUCUCCUUCACCUUGUGGACCUAAAUCUCAGUCACAAUGACCUCAGUGAGCUUCCAGAGACCAUGGGAUAUCUCAGGAAGCUGGAGCGCUUGGACAUGUCAUACAAUUCUCUCACCGGCAUUCCUCCGUUGCUGGGAACGCUCCCAAGAUUGGAGAAGCUCAACAUGGGCCACAACAAGAUCCGUAUGGUGCCUUCUACCUUCAGUGAAAAUAAUUCUUUAAGCAUCUUCAUUCUGAGUGAGAAUCCAACCAAGUUCCCACCAAGGGAAGUGAGCAAUGCUGGCUCUGCAUCAGUCUUGGCAUACUUAAGAAGCCAGGCAACUCCAAAGAAACCCACUCCAAUGCUGAUGAAAAGAAAAACUUUUCUUCGUCAAGCAUCCGACAUUUCCAGGGCAGAUGCGUUAGAUUCUUCCCCUCCGAGUCCCUUGAAUCGCAUCAGAAAUCCAUUACUCAUUCCUCAAGGAGCAUCAUCUUACACUCCAAAGGAACUUAGUGAUAAGAUUGCAGGUCUGCUAUAUGGAGCUGCCUUGGGAGAUGCACUGGGGAUUGGUACACAGUUCUUGUCACCAGAUGAAAUUCAGUUCUAUUAUGAAGCAGAAGUAUAUGAUUUCCAACACAUCAUUCGAGAUUCCACACGGUCCUACUGGAAGCGAGGAGAUUGGACUGACAACUUUGACAUCACGGUCUUGAGAGAUGAAGCUUUUCCGACUGAUCCUCAUGGAGUGGCCGUGAAGGUUCGGCCGAGGUUCGAAGAGUUCACCGAUCCUUUUUGUCUUCCCAGGGCCAUCAUCUGUGGGAUCGGGAAUUUCCAUGAUCUGGAAGAAGUGGAGAACAAUGCCAUCAGGAUCUGUAAGACCACACACAGUGAUAAGGCAGCGGUGGCUGCUUCGGUGCUUCUGGCAACCCUUGUGGCGUCCAUGUUGCAGGGGAAAAGUGGGACAGAGAGCCUCUCGUUGCUAUCCUCAUCAGCUUCCCCUUACCUUCACGAGCACGUGAACGGAGAGGCGAAAGAGAGCGGUCGAGAUCCACUUUCGGUUCUGUGCAGUGCUUGCACUGCAGCAUUAGAGGAAAAGGAAGCAAAGGACUUCAAGGAGACAUUGUUUCACGUGAUCGAGCGAGGGGGAUAUGCAUCCGUGUCAGGAGCGAUUGCAGGCAGCCUCCUCGGCCUCCGACUCGGGUAUCAAGGAUUACCCGAGGACUGGCUGGACGGGAUCCUACCUCCCAAUCGUUUGUAUCUCGAUACCAAGAUCAAUUCCCUCCUUGAUAUGAUGGGUCUUCCAUAG
Darwinula stevensoni is the source of this 1536-nucleotide messenger RNA. NCBI's taxonomy places the organism in Eukaryota, Metazoa, Arthropoda, Ostracoda, Podocopida, Darwinulidae. The record is from the annotation of a GenBank genome assembly.